AUGAGACUCCGCCUGCCUCUCUGGAGAGGCAAAUUCGCCACCAUCGUCAGCGCCUACGCUCCGACGAUGACCAACCCCGACGCCGUCAGAGACAAAUUCUACGAGGACCUGCACGCCCUCUUGGUGACUGUGUCGAAGGCGGACAAGUUGAUUGUGCUUAGUGAUUUUAACGCCCGCGUCGGCACAGACCAUACUGCCUGGAGAGGAGUGCUGGGUCCCCACGGUCUCCGCAGCUCAAACGACAAUGGUCUGCUGCUUCUCCGCACCUGCGCAGAGCACCGUAUUAUCCUGACGAACACGUUCUUCUGUCUACCGGAGCGAGAGAAGGCCACCUGGAGGCAUCCUCGGUCGCGUCAGUGGCAACUGCUAAACUAUGUCCUCGUCCGGAGGCGAGAUCAGCGGGACGUGCUGGUGACGAAAGCGAUCGCGGGUGCUGACGGGUGGACCGACCAUCGCCUCGUCAUCUCGAAGAUGCGUAUUCGCUUACAGCCUCGCAGGAGACCACAAGGUAAGCGACCCCCAGGUAAGCUGAAUGUUGCCUUGUUGUCUUCACCCGCUCACCAUCUUCAUCUCAGCAAUGAGCUAGCUCAAAGGCUAGACAACUGUCCUAUCGCUGCCGACGCCGCCGCUGCGAGAACGCCUCCGUGGAGAACCGCUGGUGUCAACUGCGAGACACGGUCCAGUCGACGGCGCUCGCCGUCCUCGUUCGCGCUCCCCGCCAACACCAGGACUGGUUCGACGACAACGACGCUGAGCACGAAGCUGAAGAUGUACAAGGCCGUCAUCCUGCCGACACUACUGUAUGGAGCGGAGACUUGGACGGUGUACGCAAAGCAGGCACGUCGUCUGAACCACUUGCACCUCAGUUGUCUUCGUCGCAUCCUGAGGCUGAAGUGGCAGGAUCGAAUCCCCGACACUGAUGUGCUGGAACGGACGGGAAUCCUCAGCAUCUACGCCAUACUGAGGCAAAUUCAGCUGCGCUGA
Molecule: messenger RNA, 984 nt
Organism: Spirometra erinaceieuropaei
Lineage: Eukaryota; Metazoa; Platyhelminthes; Cestoda; Diphyllobothriidea; Diphyllobothriidae
Source: the annotation of a GenBank genome assembly